GGACCCUUAAUUUUGUCCGUGGCAGAUUAGUUAGGCGAUUAGCAACUAAUUUGAUUGCAUUAACGAGUUCUGUGAUAAUAGGAAUGGUGUGCCGGUAAAGCUCCACAUCACUUCCACAGACCCAAGUUCAGUAAACCCAUUCCAGUCCAUCUGCGAUAGAUCGAGAAUGAAGCUGUUAUCGUUCACCUCGCUGUUUGGGCUUGUCUUUCUGUGCUAUGUUUUACAUUCCACGUACACACUGUACAUUUUGUUCCGGGCUCCGCAAUGCACCGACACGCCCUGCUAUCGGUCCCAGCUGACCAAGGGAAAGUUUCUGCAGCUUUCGCUGUACACCUCUCCACUGGGCAAUCCUCCGAACGGAGCAAAGGUGACCAAGCUGGGAACCGUCAAUCCAUUCGAUCCGUUCCUAGAUCUAGAUAGAACGUACACCAUAACCCUGCCGAAAGAAACACGCUCCAAUGGUACGCUGUACAUGUUCGCAGUGCUCACCAAAGGGGCCAAAUCACUCGAAUGGGACGCUGUGCGAAGCCAAAGCACUUCGGUAAUCAAAAAGCUACCCCUCACGCACUACAUGGUGCCGAAAACGGCCACAAUUAAUCUGUUGAACGAUAAGACCACCUUGAAAAAGCCUCACAAAUCACUGAACCAGAAACGUGUCGCGCAUAUACGACAAAAUGUGUUCCUCCAUAUAAUAACGGAGGAAUUUUCCGUGUCACCGCGUGACGUACCGGCCGAGCUAGCGCGAGACAUUCGCAUCACGCCGGACAAUCUGGUUAUGCCAAUCAUUCGGAAUGAUUUUUCGAAGGAAAAGCUGGCCGAUUUGGUCGAAAUCGACCCGAAGACGCUGGAGGCUACCGUGACGAUCCACUACGCACCAAGCUCGGUCGGAAAGAUCAAAAUGUUGGCCCAGAUCGAACGGGCCAUGGCAGACCUUACCAAGUUGGGCUUCAGCGAGAAGGACAUCGAUGAGGUAAAAUCAAUCUUUUCGGACACCAACGUUUACCUUCUGUGUGGAACGAUAAUAAUCAGCAGUGUGCAUCUGCUGAUCGACUUCCUAUCCUUCAAGAACGAUAUUCUUUUCUGGAAACGUAAGCGACACUACGCCGGUUUAUCGCUGCGAAGCACACUGUGGCGUACAUUCAGCCACAUCAUUAUCUUCCUCUAUCUGAUGGACGAAGAAACGUCGCUGCUCAUCCUGAUACCAACCGGCAUCGGAACGCUGAUCGAGAUGUGGAAGGCGAAGAAAAUCCUCAAGCUCGAUGUGAGCAUCCGCGGAGGAAUUCGAUUCCGAUCAAACGAAGCAGGCAACGAGUCGAUCCAUACGCAGGAACAGAACACGCUGCAACUUGACAAGCAGGCCAUGCAGUAUCUAUGUUACGUCCUCUACCCGCUGUGCAUCGGUGGUGCCUUUUAUUCGUUGCUCUAUUUGCCCCACAAGAGUUGGUACUCGUGGACGAUAAGCUCGAUGGCGAACGGUGUGUACGCGUUCGGGUUUCUGUUUAUGCUGCCCCAACUAUUCAUCAACUACAAGCUCAAAUCGGUCGCCGCCCUUCCGUGGCGCGUUUUCAUGUACAAGGCGUUCAACACGUUCAUCGACGACGUGUUCGCUUUCAUCAUUACGAUGCCAACGGCCCACCGGUUUGCCUGCUUCCGGGACGAUAUUGUGUUUCUGGUGUAUCUCUACCAACGAUGGUUGUACCCCGUUGAUAAGAGCCGUAUCGAUGAGGACGAGCGUGCGCUGCUAGGCAAGGAGGACGAUUCGGCAGAACGGAAAGUCGACGAAAAGGAUACUAAGAAGGACAAAUAAGUAUUAAUUGUUUGGCACAUAUUUCGUCCAUUUAACACCACAAUGAUCGACGGUGAUGAGGAGGAAAAACACUUCUAAAUAUCGAAAAACAACCAUAUUUGCUAUGCUUUUCUAUAGCCCUAUAAAGUGAACAGAUUUCGAUUGGACAAACAAAACAUUUUUAUAUCGAAACCAAAUUAAAAAUAUGGUAAAUAACGGUAUAUUCAAAUUAAAAUUCCAUUUCUGCGCAAAGCCUACCUAGGUUAUCAAAGACUGUGUUUAGCAUUUGUUGAGUCGCGGAAUGUGUUUAGUGCAAUGUCGAUGAAGAUAAUCAUUAUAAUAGGCAAUCGAUAAAAGAACGAAAAACAGUAUAAACGAUAUUAUAUACCAGUGUUCAGUACAAGCAUCAUUU
Messenger RNA from Anopheles coustani, 2198 nucleotides. RefSeq names its product lipid scramblase CLPTM1L. Bases 167 to 1807 code for a protein of 546 amino acids. The transcript is spliced from 7 exons. Lineage: Eukaryota; Metazoa; Arthropoda; Insecta; Diptera; Culicidae. Gene Ontology annotation, cellular component: endomembrane system; membrane. The record is from RefSeq and is a predicted model, not a curated record.